Molecule: messenger RNA, 2351 nt
Organism: Tupaia belangeri chinensis (Chinese tree shrew)
Lineage: Eukaryota; Metazoa; Chordata; Mammalia; Scandentia; Tupaiidae
Product: protein LYRIC
Exons: 4
Biological process (GO): regulation of transcription by RNA polymerase II
Cellular component (GO): nucleus
Molecular function (GO): transcription coregulator activity; NF-kappaB binding
Source: RefSeq, a predicted model, not a curated record
GUUUCCGAUGAUGAUAAAGAAAAGGGAGAGGGAACUCUUCCAACUGGGAAAUCUAAAAAGAAAAAAAAGAAAAAGAAGAAGCAAGGUGAAGAUGACUCUGUUGCACAGGAAACAGAAGAAUUAGAAAAAGAGAUUAAAGAAGAGCUUCCAGUGAAUACCUCCAAAUCCCGUCCAAAACAGGAAAAAUCUUUUUCCUCGAAGACCAUAAGCACUAGUGAUCCAGCUGAAGUACUCGUCAAAAAUAGCCAGCCUGUCAAGACUCUUCCACCUGUUAUUUCUACCGAGCCAUCUCUUAUGUUAUCAAAAAGUGAUUCUGACAAGAGCUCUUCCCAAGUGCCACCGAUGUUACAAGAGACAGAUAAAACCAAGUCAAAUACCAAGCAAAACAGUGUGCCUCCUUCACAGACGAAGUCUGAAACUAGCUGGGAAUCUCCCAAACAAAUAAAAAAGAAGAAAAAAGCCAGACGGGAAACGUGAAUAUCUUUUUCCCUGAAUUGGACAUGUGUUUGCAAACACUGUCUUGAAGAUUAUGCUGUUUAUGCAAUAAUUUGUGAACAUGUACAGAGUUUUAUAUAAAUUUAAACCAAUUUUUAAAAUAAAACUGUGAACACCACCACCAUAAAAAUGGAAUCAAAGGAAAGUUAAUUUAUGAAAUUAAGAGGUCAGCCGAAUAUAGUACAGUGCUGGAAGACACUUGGAAAAGUCUUUUCAAUUCAACAAGAACGAUUGUUAUUUAAGAAUAUUAUCCUGGUUUUACAACAGUGCCCUGUUUACAACAGACUGUGCCCUAUCUCAUCUACAGCCGAGGAAUAAAGGAUCUGAUUAGAAGAGCGUUGCCUACAAAUUAGUAGGGAACUCCUUGCAACUCCUUGGAUCUUAUGCACGGAACCUGUACCAUUUGAAUCUGUUUUAUGCUUAAAUCAAAGUGCUUUGAUCAAAUGCAUAAUCUGCCAUAUCUUUACAUAUUUGUUGGUAGCAGUUUGUAUUAAAGGAAUCACAAGUGCAAAUAAAAAGUCAUUUUAUCAUUUGUUUAACUAAACUGUCAUGGUUUAGUUUUUAAAAGGUUCUUAAUUAAAACAUUGAAAACACAGUUGACACUUGUAUGACUUAUGAAGUUAUUUUUGAUAGUCUUACAUUACUUGAAUUGUUCAAAGUACAGUAUAUUUUAAAUUAAGAAAGGUAAACUAUAUGUAUUUGUUUUAUACAUUCAACGUUCAGACUCACAAAUAAUGCUCUUGUUUAUGAUUUGAAAACUUUCAGGCAAAAUCCAACUUAUAUUUUUUCUUUUCUUAGCAAUUACUUUUUUUCCAGUGCCAGCUUUUCUUAGUUACUAAUGCUUUUUUGACUUUAAAAUGAAAUCAUUCAAACUUUAAAUAUAUGAUGGAGAAUGAAAAACUAGAGUCAGACAGCUUUAAUUGACAUUGUCAAGACCUCCAGUUAUCAGGAAUACAUUUUUUUACUGCCUUAACCUGUAGUGCGUAGAAUAUGCAUCAAUUUCUUGAAGGGGAUUCGUGUUUUUAUAUGAAUUUUCAUGUAAUUAUUGCAAUUGUGGUCAAAUAAGGAACGUUUCCUGCUUGAAACUGUAUUGAUUUAAAUGAUGUGUGAGAUGUUUCACCGUUUUCAGGCACUGUGUAAUUCUCUUGUAAUAAACUGGCAGGUAUCUUUGUAACUAUAAAUAGUGCAUGCUCAGCCAUGUACACUGUAAAUAGCCUUUACCAAACGUGUUUGACAAGGACCAUAAUUAACAUCACUUCGUGAAUUGUGAUAAAGAAAAAAGCCAUGAUUUAUUUGAUGUGAUUGGCUUAAUUGGUUUUAUGUGGCCAAGAAUGAAACUUGUUUAACAGCUGUAACCAAUGGUACUGAUCUGUCCAUCCAAUGUUAUCUUUAUUUGAUUGUGGUUUGACGGUGCUGCAUUGCAGACUAGGGAGGCUAAAGAAACAAAAUGGUUUUAGUUCUGCUGAAAACUGGCCUUAUUAAUGGACAGCUUUCCUAACAAGUGAUUAUUAACUUAUCAGGUGUUAACAUCUGUUUCAGGAACAUGGCGGUAUGUUUACAUGUCAGAAGUUUUGUUUAAUUCUAUGGUAUUUCUAAAUCAAUUUGUUUAAAUAAAUUCAGCAAAUGGAUAGCAUCGUUUUUAUUUGCUUCGCUAUGGGGGUAAAUAAUAGCUAAAGUGCCAGGAAUGGAUUUCUUCAAAUGACUUUAUUCUGUUAGCUUUACAUAGAUGUUUCCUAAAUAGAUCCAAGAGUUCUUGAGUUGUAAGCACUUUGUAAAGGUAUCACAAAGGAGAAUUUGAUAGGGAGCCUAUUUACGAAUGUGCCAAAAGGUCUCUGCUCAAAAAUUUAAUUGAACUC